This is a messenger RNA of Sesamum indicum (sesame), 766 nucleotides long. Its product is annotated as RING/U-box superfamily protein. Lineage: Eukaryota; Viridiplantae; Streptophyta; Magnoliopsida; Lamiales; Pedaliaceae. The record is from RefSeq and is a predicted model, not a curated record.
AUGAACAACACCGGCGGCUUCCUCGGCUCCGAGAAUAUCGGCGGGGUUUGGUCGGAGAAUAUCGGCGGUUUCGGCUACGGCAGCGGUGUCUCCGUCGGGAUCCUCCUCCUCAUCACCACCAUAACCUUGGCCUCCUACUACUGCACGAGAAGCAACACCACCACUUUCGUACUGCCUCAGAGGAAUCCCCCGCCGGCGCCUCCGCCACCAGACGAUCUCACGGCGGAGGUAGGCCUGGACGAGGCCACCCUCACCAGCUACCCGAAGCUGCUGUACUCGGAAGCGAAGGCGAGUCACAAGGACUCCACCGCCUCCUGCUGCUCCAUAUGCCUGGCGGAUUACAAGAACAGCGACAUGCUUAGGGUUCUGCCCGACUGCGGCCACCUCUUCCACCAGAAGUGCGUCGACCCAUGGCUGCGCCUCCACCCCACGUGCCCCGUCUGCCGGACCUCCCCGAUGCCGACACCGCUUUCUACGCCGUUGGCGGAGGUGAUCCCCCUAGCAACCAGGCCCAUUGGGUAACAUAACAUAUAUACAGAAAAAUGUACGUUUCUCUUCUAUUUUCCAUUUUUUUUUUUAUUUUCAUUGUACAAUUGUAGAUCUUAGAUCUUUUUUUUUCCCUGAUAUUUUCCUCUGGAAAUUGAUUUUUCUUAUGCUUUCUGGAACUAAAGAGAGUAUUUGAAAGCGAUAAUACACUCAAAUAUAAUACAAACUACACUUUCAUUAAUGUCUUAAUUUGUUAUUAAUUACUCCAAUUAAACUAAUU